This is a messenger RNA of Ahaetulla prasina, 2322 nucleotides long. It is a transcript of the gene TMEM39A, whose product is annotated as transmembrane protein 39A. The coding region runs from base 778 to 2244 and encodes 488 amino acids. Gene Ontology annotation, biological process: negative regulation of autophagosome maturation; negative regulation of autophagosome assembly. The transcript is spliced from 11 exons. Lineage: Eukaryota; Metazoa; Chordata; Lepidosauria; Squamata; Colubridae. The record is from RefSeq and is a predicted model, not a curated record. Gene Ontology annotation, cellular component: endoplasmic reticulum membrane.
GCCGUCGCGCGCUGAUGAACGCAUCAAUCCUCAUUGCCACGUCUCUUCAGGGCAGCAGCGUUUACAGGCGCCGCUGCCGCGGCCACAGCGGGGAAAGGGCGACGCCGAGGGAAUUGGGAGGGCUGCGCUACGCCCCCUCCCCGGCCUGGCAGACUCCCCGGCCUGGCGGGCUGGUGGUGAAGGCGCCCCGCUCAUGGUGCUCUUGGAGAGGCGAUUCCUUAGUUCCUUUGAGGAUCUCAUCAACUUCAUUCAACCAUGACUUUCUGCCAAACUCAAGCCUAAGGACAACACAGUAAAAUUCAAUUGAAUCAAAUCCUUUAUUUCUUAUACCUAAUGGAUAGAUCUUGCCAAUAUUACAGUUGUAACACUCUACCUUAACAAAAAGUGAUUCUCGGAUGUGGCUACCCUGAACACCUAUCUAGCUCAGCACUGGACAGUUUCUUAAUUUGGGCUUCUUUCUGGAAUGUAUCAUGUCCUCCCUGCGAAAGCUCUGUGUUGCCAAGACUCCCCUCCACUGCUUCUCCAGGUAAAGGUAAAGGUUUCCCUCGCCCAUACGUGCUAGUCGUUGUCGACUCUAGGGGGCGGUGCUCAUUUCCGUUUCAAAGCUGAAGAGCCAGCGCUGUCCGAAGACAUCUCCGUGGUCAUGUGGCCGGCAUGACUCAACGCCAAAGGCGCACGGAACGCUGUUACCUUCCCACCAAGGUGAAUUGGGAAAUCGUUACAUAAGAAUCAGGGCAAAAAGUGCCAGAGGUGGAAGAGGUGGAUUGCUUCCUGGUCAUGCCCGGUGGAAGGAGGGGACCCAGCCGGCAGCAACUAAGCCGUUCAGCUUUGCCUUCUCUUCAGACAUUAGUUGGUGGGAACUGUGGCAACGGAACAGGUCUCAGAAAUAGGAAUGGUAGUACUCUCAGUCUUUCUGCUCCUCCUAUCACUGCCCUGAUUACUCCUGAGCCUGUGAGGCACUGCCGAAUCCCAGAGCUCCCUGUGGAUGGAAACCUUCUAUUUGAAUUCCUCUUUUUCAUCUACUUGCUGGUGUCUCUUUUCAUUCAAUAUAUAAAUAUUUACAAGACCGUCUGGUGGUAUCCAUAUAACCACCCUGCCUCCUGUACAUCACUGAACUUUCACCUCAUUGAUUAUCACCUGGCUGCAUUCAUCACAGUGAUGUUGGCACGGAGGCUUGUAUGGGCCCUCAUCUCUGAGGCCUCGCAGGUCGGUACUUCUUCAAUGAUUCACGAUAUGGCAUUGAUUCUGGCACGUCUAGUUCUACUCACCUUUUGUGUAUGGGUGCUCUGCUGGACUCUGGUCAACCUUUUCCGCAGCCAUUCUGUCCUCAAUCUCCUCUUCCUUGGCUACCCGUUUGGUGUCUAUGUUCCAUUGUGCUGCUUCCACCAAGAUAGUAGAAAUCAGCCUCUUUCAACAGACUGCAGCUAUUUAGUGCAGGAUCAACUAGUGGAUGAUAGUGCCUCAGGGGUUGGCAGUCUUGUGAAGCCCAAAGAUUUAUUUUCUCUCCUGAGAGAAUCCGUCAAAGAACAGUUCAACCCCUCUGUGACCACUCCGACGCACAGCUGUCCCUUGUCCCCAGAUCUCAUUCGCAAUGAAGUGGAGGGCCUCAAAGCAGAUUUUAACCGCCGAAUCAAGGAAGUUCUGUUCAAUUCCCUCUUCAGUGCCUACUAUGUGGCAUUUCUGCCGCUGUGCUUUGUGAAGAGCACUCAGUAUUACGAUAUGCGCUGGUCAUGUGAGCACCUCAUCAUGGUUUGGAUCAAUGCUUUUGUCAUGCUCACCACACAACUGCUUCCUCCCAAGUAUUGUGACUUGCUACACAGAUCAGCUGCUCACUUGGGCAAGUGGCAGAAGCUGGAACAUGGUUCAUAUAGUAAUGCCCCUCAACACAUUUGGUCUGAGAGCACAAUAUGGCCACAAGGAGUGCUGGUACGGCAUAGUCGAUGCUUAUAUAAAGCAGUGGGACCUUAUAACGUAGCUGUGCCUUCAGAUGUCUCUCAUGCUCGCUUUUAUUUCCUCUUCCACCAUCCCUUACGGCUUCUCAAUCUGCUGAUUCUCAUAGAAGGCAGUGUGGUCUGUUAUCAACUCUACUCCCUGCUUCGUUCAGAGAAGUGGAACCAUACACUCUCCAUGGCCCUGAUACUCUUCUGUAACUACUAUGUCUUAUUUAAACUCCUGAGGGACCGAAUAGUAUUGGGCAAGGCCUAUUCUUAUCCACUCAACAGCUAUGGGUUAAAAGCCCAUUAGUCAUCUGAGGAAGGGAAGGAUAUUUUCAUACAGUUAUAUUUUUUUCCUUGCAACUGUUUAUAAAUAUUUAAAAAAAUA